UUUCUGGAAGGCUGGGGAUGUAUUCCCUCAGCUUUCUUGCAAUGGGCUUUAAAUCGCGCAGAAAUCCCUCGCAACCGCGGCUCGAUCGGCCUCGCUGUUAUGUUUGCCCCAUUAGGGAGGGAGGUUUCGUUCCGCCAGAGUUUCGCGCGGACCUCGUUUCCGUCCCGCGCGCACUUUCCAGGCAAAUGCAAGAGCGGGAGGCUGCCGAGCGCAGAAUCCUGUCGACCCCCGUCACGUGACGCUCCCAACGUCACUCCGGCCGAGGAGAGGGAAAGACGGCGAGAGUGGGGGAAAGUUGGCCGCCAUUUUUUCUCCCUCGACGGACGAUGCGGCGGAGCCUUCGGCCCGCAGCCGGGCCCUCGCUGGCGCUCCUCGCGCUGCUGUACGGACCCCUGCCCGGAGCUCUGCCCUCCAAAGUCCCCGCACACGAAUGCGGAAGAAGGCCUCUUGUGGAUGAGACAGCAGAAGGAUCUCGGAUUAUAGGUGGACAUGAUGCUCAGCUUGGGGCUUGGCCAUGGCAAGUUAGUCUACAAGCUCAACCUGCUCCUGGAGAAUCUUUUUACCAUAUAUGUGGUGGAUCUUUAAUUAAUAGCUACUCAGUGCUGACAGCAGCACACUGCAUUAAAGUAAAUAUGAGUCCAGAAUCUUGGAGGGCAGUGAUUGGCUUGCAUCAUCUGUAUAAACCCCACUCUCGUACUGUAAUACAGAAGGUCAGCACUAUCACAAUCCAUUCUGACUUUGAAUGGGGCACCUUUGAAAAUGAUGUUGCCUUGUUUCAACUUGCCAAGUCUGUCAAGUACAAUGACUAUAUUCAGCCCAUCUGCUUACCUGACACUCCUCCUCUCCUGUCUCAUGAUACCUCGUGUUACAUAAGUGGAUGGGGAAGCACAUAUGAACAUGGGAAAGCUGUACGUAUAUUACAAGAAGCUCAAGUCAACAUUAUUCCACAGCAAAUCUGUAACAAAUUUGAUUGGUAUGCUGGGGCAGUAUCAUUGAAUAUGCUUUGUGCUGGUACUGAAAACGGGAGUGUCGAUAGCUGCCAGGGAGACAGUGGUGGUCCUCUGAUGUGUUCUUUCCUAGAUGACAAGUAUUAUCUGGUAGGAAUCACCAGCAGUGGUGUUGGUUGUGGCCGACCACAAUUACCGGGAAUCUAUAUCCGUGCAGCAAAUUACAGAAGUUGGAUUGAUUCACAUGUAUCUGACAACAAAACCACCACUGUGAGCAUUCAGUUUGUCCUGAUCUUUUCAACUGCUGGAUGGGUAACUUUCCACCUCAUUUUCUAAAAGAGGCAAACUUCUACUCCACUGAACUAGAAUAAUCUUGAAUUGUUUUCUGAAUUUACUUCUUCCUCUUGGCAAAUGUGUUUUAGCCAAAUUCAUUGAUCUGGAUUCAGGCAUUAAGAUCCCGUUGAAAUCAAAGUGUACUUUGUCCCAUGGAUUUAAUUGGGAAUGAAAAGUGACACACAGAGCAACCCAAACUGGACUUAGAAACAGCAGUGGAGUGACAAAUAUGUUGCCACAUCAAAAGUCCUGCUGACUCAUGCUGACCAAGGCAGAUGUUGGGGAGGGGAGGGAUAUUUUUUGCUGUGCCAGCUCCAGUCUGCUAUAGCUGAGAGGCCUUGAAUAUCAAACCUCUCAGGGAGUCUGUGGGACUUUGGGUCCAACAGACCCAAAGCUGCCAGUACCCUGACUCUACCCUGCAAUGCCUGUUUUGUGGCUGCUAGUUACCACUGGCAGUAACUUUUUGAAUGAUUCUGGGGCAUCUGCAAAGCAAACCCCAUCCCAUGGCAGAGAGGCGAUUACAUUUCAUCCAGUCCCCAUCAACAUGUGUUUAUGUAAGGGAUUGUGUUAUUAGUUUGCAUCCAGUCCUUUAUUUUUAAACAACCUAUAUGCUUUGUAUUUUUAUUAUUAUUUACUGAAUUUAUAUACUGCCCUAUACCCAGACACCUCAGUGUGGCUCACAGAACAAAAUAAGAUUCAAAUAUAUUAUUUCACCCUUAAUUUAAAAAUAUGAACCCGAAAGGCGCUUUUCAGUUAACAUGUGUGAUUUACAUUGCAACCAUCACACUCUUCAAAAUGGGCUAACAGGCAUGCUCUGAAAACAGUCACUGAGCAUAUGAUACAAACAUAUUUUUAUUAAUGUUUAAGCAGAGGACUCAUAAUUUGUGGAAUUCAAAUCUUACCCAUUUUUUUAUUAUUCUAGAAAAAAUGUACAUGACAGUUGCCUAACAAACAAUGCCAUACAAUUAUACCGU
Molecule: messenger RNA, 2254 nt
Organism: Podarcis raffonei (Aeolian wall lizard)
Lineage: Eukaryota; Metazoa; Chordata; Lepidosauria; Squamata; Lacertidae
Product: transmembrane protease serine 12-like
Exons: 5
Coding region: 327-1283 (318 amino acids)
Biological process (GO): acrosome reaction; proteolysis
Molecular function (GO): serine-type endopeptidase activity
Source: RefSeq, a predicted model, not a curated record